Lodderomyces margitis is the source of this 591-nucleotide messenger RNA. RefSeq lists its product as uncharacterized. NCBI's taxonomy places the organism in Eukaryota, Fungi, Ascomycota, Pichiomycetes, Serinales, Debaryomycetaceae. The record is from RefSeq and is a predicted model, not a curated record. The transcript has a single exon. The coding region runs from base 1 to 591 and encodes 196 amino acids.
AUGAAUAGCGAUCUAUCAACUGACACAUCAGCAUCACUCAAUCCACAACAUUCCCGAUUCGAUGCAUUCAAAAACAUUCCUCGUCUCAACCAAUAUCUUGAAAACAAGCGUAUCGAAAAACUUGAAGACCAACAGCUCAAGCUCGAAUACGAAAUUUCCAACCUGGAGUUCUUUCUUGCAUUAGAGAGAGACAAGCUUGAGCAAUUACAAAAUACAAAGGUAUUUGUUGAUCAAACAAUUGAAGUAAUGGUAUAUGAAGUUAUACGUCAAUCACACUUUUGUUUUAAUCGGUUGUUUCAUCCACUGUUUAGUUACUAUGAGCCAGAUUUGCCUAUUCCUCCGACUGUUGCCAGUGCGUUUGAUACUUUGGUAGAAAUGAUGAUCAACCAUAGAUUUGCUGAGGAUGGCAUGAUUGCUUUUGCUUUGAAGUUUCGCAAAAGGUUGGAACGCAAACUGAGUGAUAAGCAGUGGGAUAUUGAGGAUUACGAAAAGGGCUUGAACAAGAUGAAUAGUAAGUUAACUCAAGUUAAAGAAAAGUUGAAAGAGUUGAUGGAACUGCGUGAGGAGAGGGAGAAAGAAGAAGUGAAUUAG